AUGAUUAAAAAGCUAGUGCCUCAUGAGAGACAAGUUAUUGUAGCUUUAGUUAUAAACAGUUUUUAUCUUUGCAAUGUGAAAAGUUUAGAAGUGAUAGAGAUAAGUAAUCAGGAUAGGUUUCUUAAUACAAGACAUGUAGAACCCUCUAUUUAUCACGAUGAUAGUGUAUUGUUUAGAGACUUUAAGGAAAAACCAGCACUAAGGACAAAGCUGGAGUUUGACUCCGAUGAAACUGAUGAUAACGAGGAAGAUAUAAAGACACUGCUAGAGGAGAAAUAUAAGUUUAGAAAUGACGAGAUGUCAACAAGAUUCAGGAUUUCAAACGAGGACAAGAAAUCUCCAGAAGACAAGCACAUCGCCUGGGCGUUCCGCUCCUACGCUGUCCGCCGCAUCGUCGGUGGCAUGGAGACCAGUAUUAGCAUGUACCCUUAUAACGUGGCCAUCUCCAGAAACGGCAAACACUGGUGUGGUGGCUCCAUCAUCGAUGAGCAGUGGGUCCUGACUGCUGGUCAUUGCUUUGAAUCAGCAUUCGACGGUAGCAAGAAAAAGCUGCAACCGUUCAUAGUUAGAGCUGGAAGUUCGUUCCACAAUCGAGGGGGUUAUCAAGCCAGAGUGAACAAGGUGUUUUUCCCGAAAGAUUAUACACCUGGCAGUGCUGAUUUCGAUUAUUCUUUGUUACGAUUGGACAGACCAAUGCCUAUCGGACGAAAUAUAGCUGUGCUAAACCUACCUUCCAAAGAGUAUACCGUGAAAGAAGAGGACCUUCUUAUAGUCACUGGAUGGGGAAGCACCGAUGAGUCGGGUUUCGGCCACAUUCCGGACCGGUUGCGGUUCGUCCCAGUGCCCGUGAUGAAGAUCAAUGAAUGCCAGAAGUCGUACCGGUUCUACAUCACCCCGAGGAUGCUGUGCGCGGGAUACGCUACCGGCGGGAAGGACGCUUGCAAUCACGAUUCCGGUGGCCCAGCGGUCCGCGACGGCGUUUUACUCGGUAUAGUCUCCUUCGGCGGCAAGCAGUGCGGCGACCCCAGGUCUCCAGGGGUCUACAGCCGAGCCUCCGAGGUCACCCCCUGGGUGGAGGACACCAUCACUGCCAACGAAGCAUACACGGUGCCAGAACUGCUGCCCAAGAUAAAGAAGGCUAGACAGAGGGAAAAAGAACUGCAAAAGUUCAAAGCGCGGGUUGAAGAUAAGAAGAACAAAAUCAAGAACUGGCUCCGUGAGACUCUAAAAUCGCCUUCUUUCAUUGCACUCGCAAAGAAGAAACUGAAAGAAGCAGGCCUUCGCACUCGUCGCAGUUAUGCAAUCAGAGAAACCAAUAACAGUGCUCUAGAUGAUAAAACGAUUGAUGAAAUUUAUCUUUCGAAUAUGAUCAAUGAUUGGAUACUAGAUGAUGGUAGCAGCGAGCCAGAGAAACUUCUAAGGGCACUUGCUUUACAAGAAAUUAUGCUAAAUGAGAAUAGUGAAGAAGAAUCAAUAGCCCGAGCGAGCACUAGUAGUGAGAGUGCUGAGACACUAAUAGCUGUAAUAACUGGCAAAUAAUAAAAAACAAACAGAAUAA
Messenger RNA from Chilo suppressalis (striped riceborer), 1558 nucleotides. Lineage: Eukaryota; Metazoa; Arthropoda; Insecta; Lepidoptera; Crambidae. The record is from the annotation of a GenBank genome assembly.